AAAAUUUAUUUAUGCGAUGAAAUAUGGCCAAGUCUCCACCUUAUAGACUAGUUUGGUAGGAAAAUAUAAUGAUACAAAAAUGCUACAUGGCGACUGAAAAUGGGCUCCACAUUUUUUCAUGCUGUGUAUAUAAAUACACAUAUAUUUACCAAAAUGCCUAGAGCCAAUUUUCUACAGGCCCUCUAUGAUACGGCCGAUGACUGCUUUGUAAACAUAAAUGCGUGUAAUUUUGUCACCACGCAUGUUGACGAUAUCCGAAAAUCACUCGAGGACAAUUUGGACAGGGUGUUAGAAAAUCGUGGCAUUGACAUGAUGCAAUUUAGCGAGCUAAACGACGCUUUUCAACAGGCACAAAAAAAAUGGCGCACCAAGGCCAAGAAUACAGUCGCCGCUGCCACUCAGGAAUUAUUUGACGUGUUCGUAAUGGACGGUACAAUCAAGCCAAGCAUCCCCAACCUCGAAAGUGCAAUCAAGACCUUGGCAACUCUGAUCAGUCCUGAUAAUCCGAAACUCAAGAUUACGUACCGUGACCAGAUGAAAAACGACCGCAGGGGUCCAAAGGCCUGUCGUGAUAACUUGAGUGUUGCCCUUAUGACUCUCCGAGAAUCUUUGCUGAGACUUUGGUCAUUGGUUAAAAGGUACAAUUUUGCAGGCAAACUAAUCGGACCCAAACUCGAGCGACUGGUCGAUUUGCGCGACAUUCCACGUACACAAGAGACCACCUGGUUGAUUAGGGGUAUCAGGGAAAUACGAUUGGAUGGCGAACGUGAGGCGCUAGACCAUGCCGAAUGUAUGGAGAGAAUGCGAGAAGUUGAGCGUGCAUACGAAGAGAGACUUCGGAAGGUGAUUGGUGUUGACGCUACGGAUGAAAAUGGAAACUAUUUUGUGGACCUUACAGGCAUGAAAGACACCGUGCCACUGCUGGUGGGACGCGAUGUAUCCGAACCCGCCAACCCGCUUUACCAGGAGUGACAGCGUGUUAACCGGAAGCAGGGCAAGCGAAACCAAGACUCGCUCAGGUGGUCCGACUUUAAGCGACAGAAGAAGGAUCGGGCUAGCAUUCAAGCGAUAGAGUUGAGUGACUAGUCAAAGUCGUGAUAUGUCCGCUAUUUUUUGCCACAGCGCAUGCUUCGACAAAUACUACACAGCGGCACCGCAACAUCAACGAUGCUGAGAGCGACGCACUUUGAACUGGAACAACGAAAAAGUUGCACAAUGUCAUUUAAACGCCUGGGUGACGCUAAGCACAAGUGUACAAUACUAGCGCUCGAGCUGCAGCGUGAUAUGAUUCGAGCAUGGGUGAACCGAGUUCGUGUGCGACACGGUGUCGAAAUUGUAUAAAGAA
Sphaeroforma arctica JP610 is the source of this 1345-nucleotide messenger RNA. RefSeq lists its product as hypothetical. Bases 100 to 972 code for a protein of 290 amino acids. Lineage: Eukaryota; Ichthyosporea; Ichthyophonida. The transcript has a single exon. The record is from RefSeq and is a predicted model, not a curated record.